AUGGCGGACAUCCCAGCCCUGGACCCGGAGGCUGAGCCCAGCAUGGAUGUGAUUUUGGUGGGAUCCAGUGAGCUCUCAAGCUCUGUUUCACCCGCAGGCAGAGAUCUUAUUGCAUAUGAAGUCAAGGCUAACCAGCGAAAUAUAGAAGACAUCUGCAUCUGCUGCGGAAGUCUCCAGGUUCACACGCAGCACCCUCUGUUUGAGGGAGGGAUCUGCACCCCGUGUAAGGACAAGUUCCUGGAUGCCCUCUUCCUGUACGACGAUGACGGGUACCAAUCUUACUGCUCCAUCUGCUGCUCCGGAGAGACGCUGCUCAUCUGCGGAAACCCUGAUUGCACCCGAUGCUACUGCUUCGAAUGUGUGGAUAGCCUGGUCGGCCCCGGGACGUCGGGGAAGGUGCAUGCUAUGAGCAACUGGGUGUGCUUCCUGUGCCUGCCCUUCUCCCGAAACGGGCUGCUGCAGCGUCGGAGGAAGUGGCGCAGCCAGCUCAAGGCCUUCUACGACCGAGAGUCGGAGAAUCCCCUUGAGAUGUUCGAAACCGUGCCUGUGUGGAGGAGACAGCCGGUCCGGGUGCUGUCCCUUUUUGAAAACAUCAAGAAAGAGCUGACGAGUUUGGGCUUUCUGGAAAGUGGUUCUAAGCCGGGACAGCUGAAGCAUGUGGAUGAUGUCACAGACACAGUGAGGAAGGACGUGGAGGAGUGGGGACCCUUUGAUCUUCUGUAUGGCGCCACACCUCCCCUGGGCCACACCUGUGACCGUCCUCCCAGCUGGUACCUGUUCCAGUUCCACCGGCUCCUGCAGUACGCACGGCCCAAGCCAGGCAGCCCCAGGCCCUUCUGGAUGUUCGUGGACAAUCUGGUGCUGAACAAAGAAGACCAGGAUGUCGCGUCUCGCUUCCUGGAG
Nomascus leucogenys (northern white-cheeked gibbon) is the source of this 903-nucleotide messenger RNA. Its product is annotated as DNA (cytosine-5)-methyltransferase 3-like. Gene Ontology annotation, biological process: negative regulation of transcription by RNA polymerase II. Gene Ontology annotation, molecular function: DNA (cytosine-5-)-methyltransferase activity, acting on CpG substrates; DNA binding; enzyme activator activity. Lineage: Eukaryota; Metazoa; Chordata; Mammalia; Primates; Hylobatidae. Gene Ontology annotation, cellular component: nucleus. The record is from RefSeq and is a predicted model, not a curated record.